UCGGCUAUUUUCGUUGUUGCUGGCUUUUUUAGGGGCUGCUCGCUCGCAGCCAGAGAAGCUGCUUUUUUUUCCGGGUUCGGAGCCGUUCCGGAUGCUUUAGGCUGCCGGAUGUCUGAUCUCCGGAUAACUGAGGCGUUUCUGUACAUGGAUUAUCUGUGUUUUAGAGCACUCUGCUGCAAGGGACCACCGCCUGCAAGACCUGAAUAUGACCUGGUUUGCAUAGGCCUCACGGGCUCUGGCAAGACCAGUCUGUUGUCAAAGCUCUGCAGUGAAAGCGCCGAGAACGUCGUGUCGACCACAGGUUUUAGUAUAAAAGCAGUGCCAUUCCAGAAUGCCAUCUUGAAUGUAAAGGAACUUGGAGGGGCUGAUAAUAUCCGAAAAUAUUGGAGUCGCUACUACCAAGGAUCUCAAGGGGUAAUAUUUGUAUUAGACAGUGCCUCUUCAGAAGAUGAUUUAGAAACUGCUAGAAAUGAACUGCACUCAGCUCUUCAGCACCCACAGUUAUGCACUUUACCCUUUUUAAUAUUGGCCAAUCAUCAAGACAAGCCAGCUGCUCGAUCAGUCCAAGAGGUCAAAAAAUAUUUUGAACUUGAACCCCUUGCACGUGGGAAACGCUGGAUUCUGCAGCCCUGCUCACUGGACGACAUGGAGGCACUGAAAGACAGCUUCUCUCAACUGAUAAAUUUGUUAGAAGAGAAAGACCAUGAAGCUGUAAGAAUGUGAAAUCUGGCAAAGAACACGGGUUCCCAAAGGCCUUGAACCUAUCAUGUUAGUUUCUCAUUUUAAUUUUAUUUUGGUAUCAAGACUUUUGUGGCUUCAGUGUCUCUUUUCCUCUAGUUAUCUCCCGACUCUCAUCUCUCUAUUAAAGUGAAUAUUCUGUAAAUCGGGUGAAUCAUCAUCGGCAUUAACGUCAAGUACACACUACUGAGAGAGAAUUUAUUCUCUGUUUACCACUAAUUAUCUUCGCCGCAUGUCUCUUCCUUCUGUUGUUCUAAGCAGCUCUUCUGUACUCUGUGUUAAAAUGGAUGGAAUUCGUGGCUCACAGAAAUCAAAUCCCUUACGAAGGACUCAGGGAGACUCAGAACCUUGACUCCUUUUCCCUGGGUUUGGGGGUGGAGCGUGAAACGACUGGGGCUCCUCAUUUUAUGUCUAUUGUUUCCAAGAUCUCUUGGGGUGUUUAUUUUAUUUUAUCAUAUUUUAUUCUUGAGUUUUUUUGUAUAUGGGCCUCAUAGAUUAUGAGAAAAAAAUGAGCACCAAAAACUUCAAUGAAUCACCUUAUCAGAGAGGAAUAUCCUACCAAGAUAAAAUUAACGUGGAAGAACUUUAAAGACAAGAUCCAGAAUUUCCUUGAUUCCAUCUGAAGUCUCACUCCCCUGUCUUAAGAGCAGAAACUUUCCGCUUUUGAGACGAGCGAGAAUGUAGGCACAAUGCGGGUGUGCCUCACUGAUGACUAUUUCAUCGAGUCCUCCAAUAUUUUUUUAAUGGAAAGAGUCCCCUGCAUAAAGUCAAGCUGCAACAUGACAGAGGUAUCUUUCUCUAAAAAUCUUAAAAGUGUCUGAUUGAAAGAGAGAAGAUAAUUUUUUAAAUAAUAGAUAAAAAUUUUAAAAAGAGCCAAAUGAAGUAUAGUUUAUACUGGCUAGGGUUUAAGCUGGCAUGGAUUUGACAAAGAAAACAAAGACAAAAUCAUCUGGAUAUUCAUUCAUUAAGUGCUAAUGGAGUCGCUGAUUGUCUCCGACGAGUAAUUAAAGGUCUGUCAGUAUUCCUAUUAUAAACCUCUAUUUUCAGGGGUUUCAGUGUGCCCUUAAAAAAAAAAAUGUGCUGGGGCUGCAGCAAAUCAUUUUAGGGCCUAGAUUCAGUCUUUGGAACUCUUUUUUUUAUUUUCCAUUUAAUUUAAAUGAUAAAAUUAUGUAGAGAUUAAUGUGCAGUUUUACUAAGGUUUGGCACCUUUGACCUUUUUUAAAUCAAGAAUAAUCUAUAGAUAUUGAAGUUUAUGGAUGUAAUCCUCUUUGGCACAUUUUGUAGAUUUUUGACCGCUUCAAACACAAAAUGGCCAAAGGUUAGAAAACUCCUUUCACCUGAGCAAUAAAAACAUGUUUGUAAUUUUUAGGUAGCACAGACUGGUUCUCAGAUACCACAGACUCGCACUGUAUUACACGGUGAUGUAAUACCUUGUAAUUCUCCAGAAGAUAUACAUCAUUCAGAUAUAGCUUUUGUGGUUUCAUCUUGUAGGUGGAUUUUAAUGAAAUCAUUACCUUUGAAACAUCGACCACUUCUUUAAGCUUCCCCCGCCCCCGAUGGAAUGGAUCCAAAAAGAUUCGUAUUCAAUCUUGUCUCCAGUGUCCUUGAAUAUUUUUCACUGCGUAAUCCGUGAGCAGCACAAAACUUUUAUUCCGAUGACCAGUUACACAGUCCCUGCUUGCAUUUUUGUUUUGCUGUGCUCAUCUUCUGUGAAAAAUAAAUGAUUCUUAGGCAUUGCUUUCUCUGCAAGUUCAUUAAAUGGAGAAUGUUGUCUUUUUAAGAUACUGUGGCUGAGUGCUCCUAGGCCAUCUGUUAAAUGACUUCCCGUUGUCUGUGUGUGUGUGUGUUCAUGUGUGCGCCAGUGAUGGGCUUCUUCUCAGACCCACGACUGUCUGCAGUGUCUCAGCCGUCAGAAUGAAAACAUUAUCAAUCAGUACCCAACAACAGCUGUUUUUGACAAGUUUCUGUCUGACGCCUAAUGCUUUACAACUGUCAAUAAGGCUCCUUCUUUGUCUGGCAGUUCGGAGCUCGCAGUCUUGCUGCUUCCUAGCGAGCAGCAUCCUGUCCUUGUAACCCUAGUUUUGGAAAUCCACUUGGGGGGGGGCGGGGAGGGGGCUUGGAUGGGCCAGUGUGGGUGGGUGGCGGGUGGGUGGUGUGUGUGUACCGCUCUUCCUACUUCCAUGUAAAGUGCCACAGGUGUCUUAGUUUGCAUAUUCAAAUAUUAUGUAGGAAAAACAGUCUGUUAUGUAUUUCUCCACUUAGUUUCUUGUUAUAUUUAUGGAAGUUACCCAUUUUGUACCUUCUUAGCUAAAGCAGUUGCCUUUUUGUAAUGGCAAUUAAUUUAUAUGACAAAACUUUGUACCUACUGUAGUUUAUAGUUAUUGGUUGCUAAUUAACUGCCAUCUUGCCCUGUCUUUCUAUUAAAAAAAAAAAAAUCUGUAUCUAUACUUAAAGGGUAACAGAUUUAUGUGGACAAUUGCCAGACAAGAAGAACUUGUAUUGUCCGUGAUUUAUAUAUGAUUUCCCUAUCUUCAAAUGAAAAUAAACGCUGAGUAGAAUUGA
Messenger RNA from Mustela lutreola (European mink), 3300 nucleotides. It is a transcript of the gene ARL15, whose product is annotated as ADP ribosylation factor like GTPase 15. The record is from RefSeq and is a predicted model, not a curated record. Gene Ontology annotation, molecular function: GTP binding; GTPase activity. Bases 109 to 723 code for a protein of 204 amino acids. The transcript has 5 exons. NCBI's taxonomy places the organism in Eukaryota, Metazoa, Chordata, Mammalia, Carnivora, Mustelidae.